Falco peregrinus (peregrine falcon) is the source of this 5674-nucleotide messenger RNA. Its product is annotated as vitamin D3 hydroxylase-associated protein-like. Lineage: Eukaryota; Metazoa; Chordata; Aves; Falconiformes; Falconidae. Bases 3432 to 5195 code for a protein of 587 amino acids. Gene Ontology annotation, molecular function: amidase activity; fatty acid amide hydrolase activity. Gene Ontology annotation, biological process: fatty acid catabolic process. The transcript is spliced from 15 exons. The record is from RefSeq and is a predicted model, not a curated record.
CACUCAAAUCACCUGGCUUCCCUCUGCCCUGUUUGCCCAUACUGAGACCAGUGAAAAGCUUUGUGCCCAGCCAUGGAGCAGCUGGGAACAUCCCAGUCCUUCACCAUCAGGACACAAGUCUCUGUUUUCUCUCAGUGGGGACAGACCUGGGCAAGACACCAGGCGUGAUGGAAGAAGUUGGAAUGCUCCUGGACUUCUGGUGAAGAGCCAACAGCUCUCUGCAACACCUUUACUGAUAGUGUCUCUGUCUUGCUUGGUAAAACAACUUGGAGAAGCUGUAAGUAGGAUCCAUACAACCCACCUGGCUAUGGAAAAGGCCCAAGGAAAACAGUGCCAUACCCACAAAAGUAGGAAAGAUGUAGGGAUGGUCAGGAGAGCAAGCGGUCCCUGCCGUCAGAGGUGUGAGGGUUGGUACGGGACGUUUCCCUCCCCAUCCUGCUAUAUUUGUUCAGUGAGAACCAACAGGGUCCUGGCUGAGCAAUGUGGAAAAGGAUUGAUAGAAACAGACCUUCACCUGUCCACUGAUGCUCUUGGUUGUUGGAAAGGUGCAGAUGAAGUAGUGGCAAAUUUCUUAUCGGCUGUUAAGUUCUGUAAGUGUUGGUGGAGUUGGACUGGAAUUGAGGAAAGUCUGAUACUUCCAAUAGAUAUUCCAGGCUGAAAUGAAUCAGAAACUGGAAAGUUCCCAGAAAAUACUUAUUCAGCCCUCUGAGCCAGGCAAAACAAGCUCUCCAGAGGGGACCAGCCCAUUUCCCUGUGAUUUCAACGUUUUGUGAAAUGUCUUUAAAAUUCAUUCAGAGCAGUGUAGUUAACAUACCUCAUUUUGUAAACUGUUUUGAAAAAGCACAUCAGAGCGUUUGGUUCCAAAAAAAUGAACAGAUGCAACUGUCAGGAUUUGGUCUUUUCUAUUUUAAUGGAAAUGGAGUCAAAGCUGACUUAAAAAUAAUUAUUACCAAUUUAGAGGGAUGAUAGUUUAGUUAUAGAAAAUUUCUGUCAAAACCCAGCCUGCUUGAGAGCCGAAGGUGUUGGAUGGAGUGUGAUGGCGGUGAGUCAGUGCAGUUUUCUUUUUGCAAGGAAAGACAGCGGAGCUUUUGCUGGGGACAGGAGUGGCCUGUCUGAGUUGGUCCAACUGCCUUUCUUCUGUGAUGGUCCAAAGUGAGGGUGCUGUUGUGGAUGGUACAGUGAACUCCCAAGCCAGCUGCUACAGGCUGACUCUUCCUGCGGAAAGGGUCUUGGCUUUAACCCCACUGGUGAGUUUGACCUUGGACUUGGGUUGAUUCAGGUGCAAAAAAAAUUGCAAAGAUGUUGCUCUUGGCCUUGGUUGUUUAGUGCACGGCAGUGCAAUGUGGAGGAGCGAACGCUGAGCUAUGAGUCAGGCAGGUCCGUCUCCUCCAGCAUGGACUUGGGACAUACCUUGGCUUCCCUGCCUCAGUUUCCCCAUGCGGACAGUGGUCUCUUUCUCAGCAGACUUUUCUCCCAAGCACCCCUUGCUCCCCUUUGGCUAGUUGUGGGUCCACACAAAGCCACCCGCUGUGACCCAGCCCAUCUGCCCCAGUGCAGCUGCUCCCCUCCGUGGCAGGGACACCUUAAUUCCGUAUGGCUCUUGGAGUGCCUGAGCAGGUCUACUGUGUGAGGGUGCAAAACCAGCUUGGAUUUUGAAACCAUCCCAGUCCUGAGGAUGGAGUUAACCUUCGCUCCCUCCAGUCACUCCCCACUGGCCGCAUCCUUGCUGCAGGCUGUGGCAGGAGCUGUGGGGCUGCCUGUGGCCAUGCUGUGCAUGGCUUUGUGGCAGCAGGAGCUGUACCUCCGGUUCCCAAAGGAGGUGGAGAUGCUCACACAUUAAUAGGGAAAGGGGCAUCCUCAGCAGCAUCCAGCCACCUGGAAACGCAGCUGCACCUGCUGAUAAAUCUGCCCUUUGAAACACCAAGUCAGUCCGGACACAGCUGGCUCUGGCUCUGUUAAAUAUUUGCUGAGCAUCUGAAGGGCAGGAUCAGAGCACAGGUCCCAGUGCACAAGUGGAUGUGGGAAGCCAAUCCCCUGACACUUCCCAGCAUGGGGAAAAAUCUUCCCACAACUGCUGCCACAUAGGCAAAGAGCCCACCUGUACCUCAGGAAGCCCCUGCGUGGAUUCCCGGAGGCUGGGAGAGGGCUGGUAUUGCCGUGUGCUGACCUGUUCAGGUGCCCCUGCCAGAGGCAUCUGCUGCAGCCAGCACCAUGGGCUAGGAGCAGGACGGGCUGCAGGCAUGUCCCCAAGUCCCCGCUUUUGUAAAACCAGCAGUUCCUUGGCUGAGGAGCCAUCCUCUGAGCAAGGGUGCCACUGGAAGGGAACGCGGUAAAAGGUCAGCUUCAUUUGGUACCGUGCUGUCAGCUCUGGACACUUACCGAACUCUUACACCUGCUAAGAACAGACAUGACAACGGAUGAAAAAUCAAGCAUUAGAGGACUACCUGGCCCUGGUGGGAAAAGACUCUUCACCUUCCUUUCCACAUCCGGUUCCUCACUCUGUUGAAGCAGGAUCACGUUCUGGGCCUCUGGCCAUCAGGUGCAACCUUGCAAAGUUUUGCAAUGCCCCAUCUAGCUGCCUAGAAACCUUUUUCAAGAUGGGACCCAUAGGAGGACCCACCAUCCCCAACUCACAAAGAUGACAGACAGACCGUGGCAUUUGUUUUGGGGCUGAUGUUAGCUGGGUUGUUGGCUCCGGCUCAGCGCAUGGUUCUUGUGUGCUUGUAGUGAGUGGCAGCUGUGCUGGAAAGACCUCAGACACCAGCUGCCUCAACAUCUGUUGGAAACAGUUUGCUUCUGGCCUGCAGCCCUUGGGAUUUUCCACUCCUAAGGCAAUAGCAGCGUGCUUUGUCAUGGGGUAGGACACGGUGCAUGCAGACGUGAUGGCGGUGCUGAGCCCUGCCCCACAGGUCUCCUGAAACAGCCUCUGGCCACCAUGGGAGCAGCACAGGCUACGGGAUUUGAUGAGUGAGUGGGGUACCCCACAGCUAUGCAUCCUCUUGUCGGAUCGUUCCCCAUCCCUGUGCAGGGAAGUCUUAUGAUUUCAAGCUGUUUUUUCCUCUUCUCCCAUUGUCCUCUCAGGCUCCGCAGGAAAUAGAAGAGCAGCUAUUUCCUUGCUUCUUUUGUUCAACUGGUCCCACAGCCCUUCCUCCCCAGCAGAGAACUUCCCACAGUCCAAAAAGCCCCUAUAAACCCGAUGCCCCAAGGUUCAAUGGACAAACUUCACCUUUUUCAUUUCCCAGUCAAUCAUUCUCCACUGCACGCUCCACUGAAGGCAGCUUUGCAGGGGUCAGCUUUGGACUUACAAACUAUUUGCUGACCUGAGGCAGUGAUGCUGGGAGGGGGGACAGGUCUGGGAAGGCAGGGAAGGUCUCCUGCUCCUGCCUUGCUUUUCUUUCUCACUCCAUCCCCAGAGAUCAGAAGGCCACGUCAUGAUCCAGCAACAGCUGAGACAGCUCCUGCCAGAGAGGGAGGUGGAUCCUUCUGCUGCCCUCACCCUGCUCUGCGGCUCGGCGGCAGCCGCGGUGGUCUGGAAAUGGCUGGGCAAAAGGCAGAUCCAGAAGAAAAUGGAAGAGGCUCGGAGAACCCGGGAUGAGGGCGUGAAGAAAAUGGCAAAGGCUGUCCAGCAGUUCAGGGAGCAGGUUCCCAGUGUCCAGACGGAUGCCAUCCUCUCCCUGCCCCUGCUGGAACUCACUGGGAGACUGCGGGAAGGGUCUCUGUCCCCCAAGACCGUCCUCUACACCUACUUAGAGAAGGCCCUGGAAGUGACUCAGCAGACAAACUGCGUGCGACAUUUCAUCCCAGAGUGUGAGGAGCAGCUCCAAGAAAUACAACGGCAGAGGGAGAAAGGGCUGCUCUAUGGCAUCCCCAUCAGCAUCAAGGAUCACAUCAGCCACAAGGGGCACCUGUCGACCUGUGGGCUUGUGCAAUGCCUGGGCACUCCAGUGCAGGAGGACAGCGUCCUAGUCAAGGUUUUGAAGAGACAGGGGGCCAUCCCAUUUGCAAUGACCAACGUGCCCCAGUCCCUCUUCAACUACGACUGCAGCAAUCCCACCUUUGGCCAGACCUUGAACCCCUUCAACCACCAGAAGAGCCCCGGGGGCUCCUCGGGAGGGGAGGGAGCUCUGAUCGCAGGGGGAGGCUCCAUCCUGGGCAUCGGCUCGGACAUGGGUGGCAGCAUCCGCCUGCCCUCCAGCUUCUGCGGGCUGUGCGGGCUCAAACCCACCGCCGAAAGGCUCAGCCUGUCCGGAGCAGGUGUCCCAGUCGGUGGGAUCGUGGCAGUUCGUUGUGCACUGGGGCCGAUGGCAAGGGACGUGGACAGCCUGGCCCUCUGCAUGAAGGCGCUGCUCUGCGAGGAGAUGUUCCGGCUGGACCCCACCGUGCCCCCUAUCCCCUUCAACGAGGAGGUGUACUCCAGCUGUGCUCCCCUGCGCAUCGGCUACUACGACACAGACGGCUACUUCCCGCUGCCCCCCUGCAUGCGGCGGGCAGUGCAGGACACCAGGGGGGCUCUGCAGGCAGCCGGGCACCAGCUGGUGCCCUUUUCUCCACCUCGGAUCCACCACGUCAUGACUGAACUGUUUCUGAAGACCUUUUUUGCUGAUGGAGGCCGUGCUUGGUUGGACAUGUUCACAGGAGAUACUGUAGAUCCAAACUUGAAAUCACAGGUGAACUGCUGCAAGAUCCCGAGGGUGGGGAAGAAGCUACUGGCUCUGAUUCUUAAACCUCUGUUUCCCCGCCUGGCUGACUAUCUGAGCGCCUUGGGUGGAAUGAGGUCAGUGAAGGAGAUGUGGAAUCAUCACCAUCAAAUAGAGGCAUACCGCACCGAGUUCAUCGCCCGCUGGAGGGAACUUCGGCUGGACGUUGUGCUGUGCCCUGUCCUGGGGCCUGCCUUCACCACAGGAUACCCCGGGAAACUCCUCACUGCCAUCUCCUCCACGAUGCUGUACAAUGUCUUGAACUUCCCCGCUGGAGUUGUACCUGUCAGCACAGUGACAGAAGCUGAUGAGGAAGAGCUAAAGCUUUACCAAGGAUGCUGUGAUGACCCCUGGGACCGGACACUGAAACAGGCUGUGGCAGGAGCCGUGGGGCUGCCGGUGGCUGUGCAGUGUGUGGCCUUGCCGUGGCAGGAGGAGCUGUGCCUCAGGUUCAUGAAGGAGGUGGAGACCCUCAGCCAGGAGAAGCGAGCAGCAUAGUCUCCGUGGUCCCACGCCUGCGGGGCCAGCGGCAAGGCAAAAGGGACACCAUGGACAACUUCUCUUUUGCAAUCGGCAGUGCGGGGAUUACAGCAAGGGGGGAAGGAGGAAGGAAAAGCAAUUUCCUGACACCCUCCUUGCCAAUAAGCACAGAUCCUGUAAGGAAAUAAGAUGCCAUGCAGGGCAGAGGACUGGUUUAAGCUGGGUUCAAAUAAUGAUAAAUCUAUGAACCUGCACCUUCCUGGAAGGAUGGGCACGGAUGGGGGGUUACCCACAUCAUCUAUGCUGCCUCUUGCAGAAGCAGGGUGAUGCUGAGAGAAGGUGAUUACAAAAGCUCAACAUUAUUUUCUUGCUGGCACCUGAGUAACUUCAUAUAGAUGUAACUAUGGGCUGCCCUGUAAGGAAUACAGCCUUGUCUACCCUUCCCAUCACUGUAUUUCGCUCACAAAAAUAAAAACGUAGCUAUUAAGCAACUCUUA